Chaetomium strumarium is the source of this 797-nucleotide messenger RNA. RefSeq lists its product as uncharacterized. Bases 283 to 735 code for a protein of 150 amino acids. The record is from RefSeq and is a predicted model, not a curated record. NCBI's taxonomy places the organism in Eukaryota, Fungi, Ascomycota, Sordariomycetes, Sordariales, Chaetomiaceae. The transcript has a single exon.
UUGCCAUGGCUGCCACACGUUUACAUGAGGUAAAGUUUGGGCAAGUUACCUUACGUGUCGCCACACAAGCAUGACGAUUGGCGGCAUUUCUGUUUUCGCGUCGGAAACGUACCUGGGUAAACAGAGACACUUUAUCUGCUUACUCGACGCUCGCCCCUGGCUUUCUUUAUAAUCGAAACAGAGCCACAUCCCCCCUCUGAUCACGGAUCAACAUUUUCCUACCUACCUACCUGUCCUCACCUCAAACGAGAUCCAGAACCCUACAAUUCGCACACUAGCACCAUGGCACACCGUCUCCGAGACUGGCUAAGACGCCAUCUGGCACUGCAUCAGCCAUCUCAUACCACGUCUCCUGCAACAUCUCCUGCAACAUCUCCCGCAACAUCUCCCGCAACAUCUUUAACGGCACCUCCGUCCUACCAAGAAACCACAUGCCCUAUCCAAAUUGAUGCGCUCCCAGACUUCGACCGAGUCCCCGAUCGAAUUCCUUACUUUAGCAUACUCCCAUUUGACCCGGAUGCCCCAGUUCCGCACGACUUAGCUGAUGUUGCACGCUGGAUCGCCUCUAUCGCUGCGAGCGCGGCACCAGGCACAGUAGUGGCCGUUGCCGCUGGUUGCGCAAACAUCGUCGCAACUUUGGCGUAUUGGUAUGCCACGUUUUCAUAUCAACGCGGAGAGGCAGGUACUCCGAUGUCCACGUCAGCGGUAGUCAAUGGUCUUAUGUUAGGCUACUGACUGGCACCUGGCCAUAGGAGCCUUGACGGAGUCAGCGCCUGUAUGUUCGGAGUCGUUAGGUA